AUGCCGAACUCCAAGAAAACGGUUCUCAUCACCGGCAGCACACGCGGUAUCGGUCUUGCGCUUGCAACCCACUACACCAACGCAGGCUGGACCGUCAUCGGAACAGCGCGUGCUAACAGCAACACCGACAACCUCGCUGCGCUGUCGCCCUUCAAGAUCAUCGUGAUGGACACAACCGACGAAGCCUCGGUAAUCAAAGCAGCUCGUCAACUUAGCGGCGUCGCCAUCGAUCUCCUCAUCAACAACGCUGGCACUGGCUGGCUCACCCAGAUCGUGGAGCCGACCAAGGACAUGUUCAUGAAGUUGUUCGAAGUGAAUGCUGUGGGUGCGUUCCUCGUCUCGCGCGAGCUGCAGUCCAACCUCCAACUUGCAGCCACGAUUCACGGCAGUGCCUCUAUCGCUCAAAUAUCGUCGAUUUCUGGCAGCCUCACUCACAACAGUGAUGGCAAAUUCGCCGGUGCCUUCAAGGGCCAAUGCAGCUACAGUACAUCGAAAGCGGCUCUAAAUAUGAUGACACGCUCGUUGGCCAUGAACCUGCGUGCCAGCAACGUCAUCGCUGUCGCUGUUCAUCCGGGUUAUGUUGGCACCGAUCUCACGGGGAACACUGCACCUCUGAAACCCGCUGAUGCUGCGGCAUCUAUUGCCAACGUCGUUGCUGACUUGUCCAUCGAGGAUACUGGUAAGUUUUUAAAUGCAGACCCCACGCUCUCCAUCACGGAGCUUCCGUGGUAG
Phytophthora nicotianae INRA-310 is the source of this 732-nucleotide messenger RNA. RefSeq lists its product as hypothetical. The record is from RefSeq and is a predicted model, not a curated record. The coding region runs from base 1 to 732 and encodes 243 amino acids. The transcript is spliced from 2 exons. Gene Ontology annotation, molecular function: oxidoreductase activity. NCBI's taxonomy places the organism in Eukaryota, Oomycota, Peronosporomycetes, Peronosporales, Peronosporaceae.